AUGGAAUCGACUAAGACGCUACCGUUGUAUACAGCGAAACAGCUACAAAGUCACAACACGGCCAAGGACUGUUGGGUCUCUUUGUACAACCGUAAACUCUACGACGUGACAAAGUUUCUAGAUGAGCAUCCGGGCGGACCAGAACUGGUUUUGGAACACGCCGGUAAAGACAUCACAGAGAUCUUGAAAGAUGAAUCGAUGCACGAACAUUCGGUCACUGCGUACGAGGCGCUGGAAGAGAAUUAUUUGGUGGGAUAUCUUGCAACACCAGAAGAAGAGAGCAAACUUUUGAAAGGGACUUCUAACGGGGUCCAGAUGGAGGUGAAAUUGGAGGACGAAUACGAUUCUACCAUUUUCGUGCCUGAAGUUCCGCCAGAAGAAAAAUUAAGCAUCGUUACGGAUUACUCACGUGACUUCACCCGUCACAAGUUUCUGGAUCUCAACAAGCCUUUGUUGAUCCAGAUGCUGCGUGCUGACUUCUCCAAAGAGUUUUAUCUGGACCAGAUCCACCGUCCCCGCCACUACGGUCGCGGCUCGGCUCCUUUGUUCGGAAACUUCCUCGAACCGCUCUCCAAGACGUCCUGGUACGUGAUUCCCAUCGUCUGGUUCCCUGUGAUUCUCUACCAUAUCUACACUGCAUUCCAGAACAUGAACAAGGUGUUUGCCACGUUUCUGUUUGGUGUAGGAGUGUUUGUCUGGACCCUCAUUGAGUACGGCAUGCAUCGUUUCCUUUUCCACUUGGACGAGUAUCUGCCACGCAACCAGGUCGCUUAUACAGUUCAUUUCCUGCUCCACGGUGUCCAUCAUUACCUGCCCAUGGACCGCUAUAGGCUUGUAAUGCCACCCACGCUGUUUGUGUUGCUCUGCACGCCCUUCUAUAAACUGGUGUUCGCUUUGUUGCCAUACUACUGGGCUUGUGCUGGGUUUGCAGGUGGCAUGUUUGGGUACAUGUGCUACGACUUGACACAUUACUUCCUACAUCAUGCCAAACUUCCAAAGUAUAUGCAGAGGCUAAAAAGAUACCAUAUGGAGCACCACUACAAGAAUUACGAGCUGGGAUUCGGGGUCACUUCUUGGUUUUGGGAUAAGGUUUUCGGCACGUAUCUCGGCGAAAAUGCGCCUUUGUCCAAAAUGAAGUUUGAGUAA
Molecule: messenger RNA, 1146 nt
Organism: Lachancea sp. 'fantastica'
Lineage: Eukaryota; Fungi; Ascomycota; Saccharomycetes; Saccharomycetales; Saccharomycetaceae
Source: the annotation of a GenBank genome assembly